Messenger RNA from Gregarina niphandrodes, 1122 nucleotides. RefSeq names its product putative transmembrane protein. The coding region runs from base 1 to 1122 and encodes 373 amino acids. The transcript has 2 exons. The record is from RefSeq and is a predicted model, not a curated record. NCBI's taxonomy places the organism in Eukaryota, Apicomplexa, Conoidasida, Eugregarinorida, Gregarinidae.
AUGACGGAACCGGAGUAUUAUUCAGGUCGCCAGGUUUAUGCGGAGCUCACGGCCAAGCAAUCAGACUUCGCUCGACACUCGAUUUUAAGUCGAGAGGUGAUUAGCCAAAUGGACGACGAACAGAUAAAGAAAAACAACAUUGUCGCGGACAUGCUGAUCUUUGGGCUCUGUGUGCUCGUUAUUGGUCUGGCCUCUGUAACGGACCAAUUCGCAGUCAUCAAGGACGGCGUCAAACGCAUCGACUACAUUCCGCGCAUGCCCUACCUUAUCUCCUAUGUCGUCUCCGUGGCUAUAUGCAUCUUCCUAGCCUACUACACCGAAGGCUCCGAAGGACUCGGUCGGCUCUUCAACCGCAAGAACAUCUUCGCCAACCUGCCCAUGGUCGUAACCAGCUGUAUCGGAGACGUCGUCGUCCUUCGCAUCAACGUCGCACUGGACCCAGCCCUUUGGAAGGUCAUCAACCAACUCAGGCUCCUGCUCACUGUCGCCGCAUCACGACUCGUCUUCAACCAACGCAUCUCCGUCACCCAGUACUGCACGCUCUUCGGAACCUUCUGGGCCGUCCUUGCCUACGUCAGCAGAGGUCUGACACAAAUCGUCAUCAACGACUACUUCAUCCUAUUCAUCGGUAUAUGCGUGAUCUUUAUGAACGUUGCUGCUGGUAUCCACAACGAACUUACGAUGCGACGAAUCAACGACACGUUCCCCAUCAUGUUUGGUCAAAAUCGUUUGGCUGGUUUGUCAGUCAGUCUUGCCAUCCUGCCAUUUGAAUUAUGGGCGACCAACUCUUGGCACAAAUUCCCGUUUGGAGAGUUUCACCGUGGGGUGUGGAUCAUGACCUUGUUUGAAACGAUAAAGGUCUGGCUGAUUGUGAAAACCAUGACCAAGCUGGGAUCUGUGUACAGGACGUUGGCUCUGAGUCUUGGGUUGUUCGUCACUUAUCUAGCCUCAUCCUUCCUGCUACCCACCGCUCCACCUUUCAACAUGUCGCAAUUCACUAUCAUCACCGCUAUGGCAAUGUGCGUCAUCGGUUAUUCUACGGCUCGCAUUGAUGCGGAACGGGUUUACGACCUGACGGCCGAGAAGGCGAACAAGCUGGCCGACGAGAAGGAGGAGCCUUAG